This is a messenger RNA of Colius striatus (speckled mousebird), 2889 nucleotides long. It is a transcript of the gene NVL, whose product is annotated as nuclear VCP like. The record is from RefSeq and is a predicted model, not a curated record. The transcript is spliced from 23 exons. Gene Ontology annotation, biological process: ribosome biogenesis. The coding region runs from base 110 to 2686 and encodes 858 amino acids. NCBI's taxonomy places the organism in Eukaryota, Metazoa, Chordata, Aves, Coliiformes, Coliidae. Gene Ontology annotation, molecular function: ATP hydrolysis activity; preribosome binding; ATP binding. Gene Ontology annotation, cellular component: nucleus.
CGCUGCCUGCGAAUAAUUCCCCCCCGGCCGCCCCCGUGCAGGCAAAGCGCUAGGACGGCCCCUGGGCUGGCCAGGAGGUCCUCGACGCGGGAGAGCGGUGUGAGGGGCGAUGCGGAGCCGGCCGGGACACUUCGUGGACGUGCGGCUGAAGCAGCGCGUUAAGCAGUAUCUUGCAAGUAGUAAAUGUGGCCAGUAUGUUGACAUUGGAAUUCUAGCAUCUGAUUUGCAGAAAACCUACAGUGCAGAAUAUGGACGAAGAAAAAGAAAUGCUUUUAGAAUACAAGUCGAAAAAGUGUUUGGAAUAAUCAGUAGUGAAAAAGAACGUGAAGAUUUAGCAGAUUUAGAAGCUGAACAUGUGGCAAAAAGAGCAAGACAACAAGAGAAAAACGAGACUAUGGGAAGUACCACAGAUGACUCUGAUGAUGAUGAUGAUUAUCCAGAAGGUCUAUCUACAAAUCACAUGAACAAUUCCCUGCUGGGCUUAUACAAGAAGGGAAAUCCCAAUUCUGUUCCAACCACACCAAAAAACGAACCCAUGGAAACUCCCCCUCCCAUGCGACCAGCACCUCAAACAAGCACCAUGUCAGCAGGAGCACGACUGGAAACGCGUCUCUCUGAGGGUGACUGGAUCAUCGAUAAAACUCCCAGCGGAAAAAACAUUUUCAUUGACCUUUCAGAGGAUGGAGAAGGAGAUGAAAAGAAAGCGAUUUCUGAGAAAUCAACAGAAUUUUCUGUCUUGGAGAGUGAAAGAAAAAAGACAAAGGGUAAGAAGGCAAAAAGAAAAAAAGAAGAAUUUCCAGAUGUAGAUGGAGAAAUUCGUUCUGUUCUACUUAAAGAGAAAGCCAGAAGUAAGGGGCCAGAGCUUUACCACCCUUCAGUGAAGUUUGAGGAUGUAGGAGGCAAUGAUGAAACUUUAAAGGAAAUAUGCAAGAUGCUCCUUCAUGUCCGUCAUCCCGAAGUCUAUAACCACUUGGGUGUGGUUCCACCUCGUGGUUUUCUUUUACACGGACCACCGGGAUGUGGAAAGACGCUGCUUGCACAGGCAAUUGCUGGGGAACUCGAGCUCCCGAUGCUGAAAGUGGCAGCGACUGAGAUGGUGUCUGGAGUGUCAGGGGAAUCUGAGCAGAAACUGAGAGAAUUGUUUGAGCAGGCUGUGUCCAGUGCACCGUGUGUCCUUUUCAUUGACGAAAUUGACGCGAUCACCCCCAAAAGAGAAGUGGCAUCGAAGGACAUGGAGCGCAGAAUUGUUGCUCAGUUCCUGACUUGCAUGGAUGAUUUGAAUAACGUGUCUGCCAGUACCCAGAUCCUUGUUAUUGGAGCAACUAACAGGCCUGACGCACUGGACCCUGCACUGAGGCGAGCAGGAAGAUUUGAUCGAGAAAUUUGUUUAGGGAUCCCAGAUGAAGAGGCGAGAGAGAAAAUUCUUCGAACUUUGUGUCGAAAACUGAAGCUCCCAGAGUCCUUUGAGUUUCAUGCUUUAGCACGGCUGACGCCGGGGUACGUAGGUGCUGAUCUGAUGGCACUUUGUCGUGAGGCAGCGAUGUGCACAGUGAACAGGGUCCUGAUAAAAUCUGAGAUGCAGAAAAGGAGACACUUGCAUGCUGGAGGAAACACAGAUGAAGAAAGCCUGGGAACAGAAACAGACAUCCUGGUGGAAGAGGAUACCAAACAGCUAGAACUUCCUCCUAAGGAUGAAUUGCAGAGACUUUUGGGUUUGCUCAAGAAGCAAGAGCCCUUGCCUGAGGAGCAGCUGCAGAAGCUGUGCAUCGAGAUGAAUGAUUUUAUUGUUGCAUUGUCAUCCGUGCAACCCUCUGCCAAGAGAGAAGGCUUUGUCACAAUUCCUGAUGUGACAUGGGCAGAUAUUGGAGCCCUGGAAGAUGUUCGAGAGGAGCUGACUAUGGCAAUAUUGGCACCUGUGCGUAACCCAGAGCAGUUCAAAGCUCUGGGCCUGACUACUCCAGCUGGUGUCCUGCUUACAGGGCCUCCUGGAUGUGGCAAAACACUAUUAGCAAAGGCUGUGGCAAAUGAGUCUGGACUGAACUUCAUAUCUGUGAAAGGUCCUGAGCUGCUAAAUAUGUAUGUUGGUGAAAGUGAACGUGCUGUACGUCAGGUAUUCCAGCGUGCCAGGAAUUCAGCCCCUUGUGUUAUAUUUUUUGAUGAAGUUGAUGCUCUGUGCCCUCGGAGGUCAGACCGUGAAUCAGGAGCCAGUGUCCGAGUCGUUAACCAGUUACUCACAGAGAUGGAUGGUCUGGAGAAUCGUCAGCAGGUUUUCAUUAUGGCUGCCACCAACAGGCCAGAUAUAAUUGACCCAGCUAUCCUGCGGCCUGGUAGGCUGGAUAAAACACUCUACGUGGGUUUACCACCACCUGAAGAUCGUCUUGCUAUUUUAAAGACCAUCACCAAAGAUGGCACCCGGCCUCCACUAGAUACUGACGUAAGCCUUGAAGAAAUUGCUUACAGUCAACGCUGUGAUUGUUAUACAGGGGCAGACCUUUCCGCUCUAGUGCGUGAGGCUUCAAUUUGUGCCUUGCGAGAGGAAAUAGCCCUGCAGAAUACUCCAAGCAAGAGAGGAGAAAUCAAGAUUUCCCAUAAACACUUUGAAGAAGCUUUCAGGAAAGUGAAAUCGUCAGUAUCAAAAAAGGAUCAAAUAAUGUAUGAAGAACUGCGUCAGUCACUGUGCAGGUGACAAUUCCCAAGAGAGAUGACUUCUGCAUUGGUGGAGGGGUUUCUAAUACCUGUGCCUGACUUCAAGAGAUGGGUUGGAAAGAUGCUGUACUACAAUAUUUCUCAUCUCCUUAAACUGUACCUGAAAAAUAACAUCAUCACUUCCAAAAUAAAAGAUACAAUACACACUUCCUGAUAAUCAGGAAGUGUGUAUUUUAAAAGUGA